AUGGUCUCUUCCCGACUUUUCCGCCCGGCUGCCCGUCUGGCUUCUUCGCGCCUGGCCACCCCUCUUCGCCCGGCUUUUGCCCAGUCUGCUUGCGCUCAAUCCGCUCUGCGCGCCCGAGGAUAUGCGUCGGAGGGCGGUGUUAAGGAGGUUACUGUCCGUGAUGCCUUGAACGAGGCCCUGGCGGAGGAGUUGGAGCUCAACCAGAAGACUUUCAUUCUGGGCGAGGAGGUCGCACAGUACAACGGAGCUUACAAGGUCACUCGCGGCCUGUUGGACCGCUUUGGACCCAAGCGGGUUAUUGAUACCCCCAUCACUGAGGCUGGUUUUACCGGUCUUGCUGUUGGUGCUGCUCUGGCUGGUCUGCACCCUAUUUGCGAGUUCAUGACCUUCAACUUUGCCAUGCAGUCCAUCGAUCAGAUUAUCAACUCCGCCGCUAAGACUCACUACAUGUCCGGUGGUAUCCAGCCCUGCAACAUCACCUUCCGUGGUCCCAACGGUUUCGCCGCCGGUGUCGCCGCUCAGCACUCUCAGGACUACUCUGCCUGGUACGGCAGCAUUCCCGGUCUCAAGGUUGUCUCCCCAUGGAGCUCUGAGGAUGCCAAGGGUCUGCUGAAGGCUGCUAUUCGUGACCCUAACCCCGUUGUGUUUCUUGAGAACGAGCUUAUGUACGGCCAGGCUUUUCCCAUGAGCGAGGCCGCCCAGAAGAACGACUUCGUUCUCCCCAUCGGCAAGGCUAAGAUUGAGCGCCCCGGAAAGGACCUGACCAUUGUCUCCCUCUCCCGCUGUGUCGGCCAGUCCCUCACCGCUGCCGCCGAGCUUAAGCAGAAGUACGGUGUUGACUCCGAGGUCAUCAACCUGCGCUCCGUCAAGCCCCUGGACGUCGAGACCAUCAUCGCCUCCCUGAAGAAGACCGGCCGCCUCAUGGUCGUUGAGUCUGGAUACCCCAUGUUCGGUGUGUCCUCCGAGAUCAUGGCUCUGGCCAUGGAGUACGGCUUCGACUACCUGACUGCCCCCGCCGUCCGUGUCACUGGUGCUGAGGUGCCCACCCCCUACGCCGUUGGUCUGGAGAACAUGGCCUUCCCCCAGGAGGACACCAUCGUUAGCCAGGCCGCCAAGCUUCUGCGGGUGUAA
Messenger RNA from Penicillium pulvis, 1131 nucleotides. Its product is annotated as pyruvate dehydrogenase (acetyl-transferring) subunit E1 beta. Gene Ontology annotation, biological process: pyruvate decarboxylation to acetyl-CoA. Gene Ontology annotation, molecular function: pyruvate dehydrogenase (acetyl-transferring) activity. The record is from RefSeq and is a predicted model, not a curated record. Bases 1 to 1131 code for a protein of 376 amino acids. The transcript has 4 exons. NCBI's taxonomy places the organism in Eukaryota, Fungi, Ascomycota, Eurotiomycetes, Eurotiales, Aspergillaceae.